This is a messenger RNA of Micromonas pusilla CCMP1545, 1916 nucleotides long. RefSeq lists its product as uncharacterized. The transcript is spliced from 2 exons. The record is from RefSeq and is a predicted model, not a curated record. Bases 1 to 1554 code for a protein of 517 amino acids. Lineage: Eukaryota; Viridiplantae; Chlorophyta; Mamiellophyceae; Mamiellales; Mamiellaceae.
AUGCGCGCGCCGCUCAUCGCGCGCGCGUUCGCGUCGUCCGCGCGCGCGCCCUCGUCGCGACGCGGCGCGUCGUCGUCGAUCCUCGCCGCGCUCCUCGAGCGCACGCCUCUGCGCGCGCUCGUCGACGACGUCGCGCGCGACGACGACGACGACGGCGCGAACGCGAAUGAUGCGAACGCGAACGACGACGACGACGCGAACGCGUCUGCUUACCGCGCGUCGCUUCCCACGGUGGUCGUCCGCGGCGUCCGCGGGAAGACGCCGAUGACGGAGCACGUCGCGCGGACGAUCGCGUCGCUGCGCCGCGCGCCCGUCGUCCUCACGCCGUCGUCUUCGCGCGCGGUGGACGAGCGCGGGCUCCUCGGACGGCGCCUCGCGGACGUCCCGCGCGUCUCCGUGCGAGUCGGCACGACCGCGCGCGCGCUCGCGAUGGCGUGCGACGACGCGCGGCGCGUCGCGGCGUCGACGGCGACGGCGACGGCGACGGCGUCGACGUCCGCCGCGGAGGAGGACGCGGCGCGGAGGACGCUCGCGUUCGAUCGCGACGCGAGGUUCGCGGGGGACGUGGACGUGGACGACGUCGAGCUGCGCUGCGUGGAGGAGCGAUGGCGCCGCGGCGGCGGCGGCGGCGGCGGCGGAGACGACGACGCCGCCGCCGAGCCCGAGCCCGAGCCCGAGCCGGCGGCGGCCGCCGCGUACGUGAUCGACGGCGGCGGCGGCGGCGUCGACGCGACGCUCGAGGUGCUCGUCGUGGACGCGCUCGCCGGCGCCGCCGCCGCAGCGGAUGAUGAGGCGCGUUCUAUACACUGGUCCCCAUACGACCGCGUCGGCGUGAACGCCCCUAAGGCCGCCGCAGCCGUCGCUCGGGCGGACGUCGUCGCGCUCCUCCACGCGAACCUCGUGGACCCCCCGACGCUCGCCGCGUUCGUCGACUCCCGCGUCAAACCGCUGCUCAAGAACGACGGCGUUCUGAUCGUCCGCGCGCGGAUGCGUCCCGAGAAGAUCGAACGCCUCGCUCGCUACGCGGGGGAAUCGCCGCGGCACGAGUGGACGCCGCCGCUGUCUCGCCUCCGCGGGUCGAAGGUGUUGUGCGUCGAGAGCGACGGCGCGGACGCGGGCGAGGCGCUGCGCGCGUGCCUCGAGUCGCUCGUCGCGCCCGCGGUGGACGACGACAAGAACGGGUACGGGCUGCGUCUGCGGGAUACGGGCGAGGUGGAGGCGGCGCCGGUCGGCGGCGGAGACGGCGACGCGGACGCGGACGCGUUCUUCACGGAGGCGACACUCGAACGCGUCGUCCGUCGGUACCGCGAGAUGCACGCCGUCUCCGGGAACGUCGGCGGCGCGGAAGCGCGGCUGGUGCUCACGGAGAAGGACGUCGCGAAGCUCCGCGGGUUGGGCGCGCGCGGGAUGAGAGGCGCGUGCGCGGUCCUCGCGGCGUGCGACCCGCUGGUGUUAUCGUCGCGGCUGGUCGUCGACGACGACGACGAGUGCGACGCGUUUCGCGACCGCGUCGAAGCCGCGCUGCUGAGCGUCCCGCAGACGCGAUACCAUUAGUUAGAGUAAGUAGUAGGAUCUAUCGUAGCGUUAUCGUAGACGUGUCGCGUGGUACACGUGUAGUCAUCGAAUCGCCGUGGCGGUUCGUAUUCUUAUUCGUCGCGUUCGUUCUGUUUGUUACAAGCUCUUCAGUCGGUCCGGCGUUCUUCUCAUCACAUUCUCUCCGUCGGCGGCGGCGUCAACCACUCAUUGGAUCCCCGCGGUAAAGUCCGGGAGCCAGUACAACGCGACCAGGCACGUCGCUAUGAUCUUCGUGGUGAUCCCGACCGCGCCGCUGACGUACUCCGGCACCCCCGCGACCUGCUUCAACUGCGCGCCGAUGAUGACGAACAGCGUCGGGAGUAAAAGACCGAGGGUGUCGC